Chara braunii is the source of this 625-nucleotide messenger RNA. Lineage: Eukaryota; Viridiplantae; Streptophyta; Charophyceae; Charales; Characeae. The record is from the annotation of a GenBank genome assembly.
GUGGUGAGGUUUGGAACCACUAAUCCGGUUGUACACCCAACACCAUGGUUGAGACCCGCGGUGGGACUAGCACUAGCCCCUACACUCAGGAGCAGCAAGAGAAGAUGGACGCCAUAGUGAAGGAAAACAGAGAGAGGAAGGAGUUUCUGAAGCAAGCGAAGCUAAAGGCUAUCGCAAAGGAGCAGGCGGCAAAGAUGAAGGAGUUAGAGGAGGAGAUGGAGAGGAAGAAGAAGGUUGUUGAAGAAGAAGCGGCAGCAGAAGCAGAGGAGGAAAGGAAACGAAAGAGAAAAGAAGCAGAGAGCAGUGGCAUGAUGAAAGAAGAAGCAAAGAUGAAGAAAAAAAAAAGUGAGUGGAUCGCUAAUUUAUCGUUGGGGGAAGAUGAGGAGGUAGAGUUUUACGUCCCAAAGGACGAGAGGGAUGCGUUGGCCAGCGAACUAGCACCGAUGGAGGACCCUCUGGAACGAAGGGAAAGAGAAGAGGAGAAGAAAUUGGAAUGGAAGCUGAGGAUGAAGAGAGAGAAGAAGAAGAGGAGGGAGGAAGUUAAUAGUUUGACCGCAGAAGUGGCAAAGGUGCAGGACUGUAGGUGAGAAGUGGGGGCACAGGCAGAUGUUUCUGCCAAGAUGGA